Molecule: messenger RNA, 2283 nt
Organism: Zeugodacus cucurbitae (melon fly)
Lineage: Eukaryota; Metazoa; Arthropoda; Insecta; Diptera; Tephritidae
Gene: ArgRS
Product: probable arginine--tRNA ligase, cytoplasmic
Exons: 5
Coding region: 125-2173 (682 amino acids)
Biological process (GO): arginyl-tRNA aminoacylation
Cellular component (GO): cytoplasm
Molecular function (GO): arginine-tRNA ligase activity; ATP binding
Source: RefSeq, a predicted model, not a curated record
UCUUUCCAUUGACAAUUUUGUUUUUACUCCAUGUGGCUACUUGAGCGACGUUUUCAUAGGUCAAAAAUUUAUAUUUAAUAUUAUUGCAGGUGUUAAAUAAAGUUUAAUUAGACAAGGACCUAAAAUGUCUACAAUAGAAAGUGAAACUGCUGCGCUCAGUGAAAUGGAGCGCAUAACCGCCCAUUUGCGUGCAGAAAUAGAAAAAACAAAACGUGGCGAGGGAAUUGAGUUUGAAGAUGAUGAAGAGUAUGUGAAGUUGCAAACUGAGAACAGCAAACUCAAGCAUCGUUUGGCAAUUUUGAAUAAGGCAAUUGCUACAGAGAAGAAUGCCACAGGUUCGGCGAAUGCAGUUGCUAUAAAAUACCAACCAGCCGAACUACCAGUUGCCGUAAACGAAAUGAUUUCAAUAACCGAACAUCUUGUAGAUUUAUUUACAAAUGCUAUCGCUUUGGCAUUUCCCGAGCUUGCCGGCACACAAGCAAUCAUAUCACCGGUGAAUGCCAAUGCAGCUAAAUUUGGUGAUUAUCAAUGCAAUAGUGCCAUGUCACUGGCGAAGACUUUAAAAGCAGCUGGCGUCAAUAAAUCUCCACGGGAUAUAGCUAAUGAAAUUGUUAAAAAUGUUGCAAAAUCGCCGCUCGUAGCCAAAACGGAGGUCGCUGGUGCGGGUUUCAUCAACGUAUUCCUACAAAAAGAUUAUGCUGUACACGCUAUUGACAAUCUUCUGCGUAGUGGCGUUAAACCACCGACUUGCCGAAAGCAACGCAUACUCGUUGACUUUUCUUCACCGAAUAUAGCGAAACAAAUGCAUGUGGGUCAUUUACGUUCAACGAUUAUUGGUGAAUCUAUAUGUCGUUUGCUGGAGUUCCUCGGACACGAUGUGUUGCGCGUCAAUCAUUUGGGUGAUUGGGGUACACAAUUUGGUAUGCUUAUUGCGCAUUUAGAAGAUCGUUUUCCCAAUUUCCUAAACGAAAGUCCUCCAAUUGGAGACUUGCAGGCCUUCUACAAGGAAUCGAAAAAGCGAUUUGACGAAGAUGAAGUAUUCAAGAAGCGUGCCUACAAUUGUGUCGUACUUUUGCAAGGUGGCGAUCCAAAUUCAACAAAAGCCUGGACACAGAUUUGUGAUGUUUCACGUCAAGAGUUCCAGAAAAUCUAUGAUCGCUUGGAUGUAACACUCGAACCCAUCGGCGAGUCUUUCUAUCAGUCACGUAUGAUAGAUGUUGUCAAGUUUUUGGCAACGAAAAAUUUGCUCGAAGAGGAUGACGGACGUAAGAUCAUGUGGGCUGAUGAAAGCUCAUCGGGUAUACCUUUAACGAUCGUCAAGUCGGACGGCGGUUUCACCUAUGACACAUCGGACAUGGCUGCAAUCCGUUAUCGUUUGGAAGAACAAAAAGCAGAAUGGCUAAUUUAUGUCGUAGACUCUGGUCAGAGCACACAUUUGCAAAAUAUCUAUCGUGCCGCUGAGCGUGCGGGUAUAUUCAAUCCGAAAAUUCACCGUGCUGACCAUGUGAACUUUGGCGUUGUGUUGGGCGAGGAUGGUAAAAAAUUCAAGACACGUUCGGGUGAGACAGUUAAACUGUCCGACCUAUUGGAUGAAGGCUUAAAACGUGCGCUAGAUAAAUUACUGGAAAAGGAGCGUGAUAAGGUGCUUACCGCCGAGGAAUUGAAAGCAGCACAAGAAUCUGUCGCCUACGGUUGUAUCAAGUAUGCAGAUUUAAGUCACAAUCGCACCAAUGAAUAUGUGUUCUCCUUCGAUAAGAUGUUGGAGGAUCGCGGCAACACGGCAGUAUAUCUGCUUUAUGCAUUUACACGUAUAUGCUCAAUUUCACGUAAUUGCGGCGAAGACUUCUCGGAUCUGGCUAAAAUACUGGAUAGCGGCACAGCGAUUACGUUGGAACACGAGAAGGAAUGGAAAUUGGCAAAGACACUUUUGAAGUUCCCCGACGUGCUGGUUAAGAUUUCCAAGGAUCUGCUGUUGCAUACGCUUUGUGAAUACUGUUAUGAAAUUUGUACCGUCUUCUCGGAAUUCUAUGACAAUUGUUAUUGCAUUGAGAAAAAUAAGAGUGGCGAAAUUGUGAAGGUCAACCGUGGCCGCAUUUUGUUGUGUGAAGCUACAGCUGCGGUGUUGAAGCAGUGCUUCUAUAUUUUGGGCUUAAAGCCCGUUUCUAAGAUUUAAAAUAAUCACUAUUCACUUUAACAUACGAAAUAUUCUAAUACUGUAUUCAUUUUUUUACAGAGCAUAGCGUUUGAUAAAAUCAAGAAAAAAAUAAAAAAUGGAAUUAUAAA